Molecule: messenger RNA, 1425 nt
Organism: Aspergillus wentii DTO 134E9
Lineage: Eukaryota; Fungi; Ascomycota; Eurotiomycetes; Eurotiales; Aspergillaceae
Product: alpha/beta fold hydrolase
Exons: 3
Coding region: 1-1425 (474 amino acids)
Molecular function (GO): hydrolase activity
Source: RefSeq, a predicted model, not a curated record
AUGGCGAACCCAUUGAUCACCGGCGUUGUGUCUGCCGUGGGCUUUGCGUAUGGACUUUUUACCCUGGUGCUGUAUGGCGCGCUUGCUGUGAGGCAUGGGUACUUUUUUAGGAAGUCGACUGAAAAGGAGACCCUGGAGCUGCAGCUUGCCCGUAAUCGCUUCUGGGAUCUUUCGCGAGAAUGGUGCGGUCUUUCCCAUCGCUUCUUGACUUUGCGCAACGGAUUUAAAUUCCACUACCUCUGCAACGAUGCGACUGCCUCCGAUGCGAAAAAGCCUCUCGUGAUCUUCAUCCAUGGCUUUCCGGAUAGCUGGGCGAUAUGGCGCUACAUAGUUAGCUCAAAGUCCCUUCAGAGUACAGCCACGGUGGUUGCUGUGGAUCUUCCUGGCUACGGAGGUACUGAUAGUUUGAAGAAAUACUCGGCGACCAGUGUGUUGGAGAAUUUGACGGAAUUUAUCGUUUCCGUGAGGGCAAGAUAUGGGAUCGAUGAUGAGGCUGGUGAAAGACCCAAGACGGUCAUUGUUGCGCAUGAUUGGGGAUGUGUUCUGUCUAUGCGACUCGCGGCUGAAGCACCUGAGCUUGCGGAUAGGUUCAUCUUGAGCAAUGGUCCAUUGGUUCCCCUGGUUGCUUCCAAUGUUCGUCGCCUUGUGUCCUCUUCAGUCAAGAUGUUCAAAACCUCCGUGUUCUCUCCGGUCCGUUCGCGCUCGACAUUGCUAAAGGCUUUCAAUACUCUGAAGCCCGUCUUCCGUCAAUUGAACCUCUCGGGCUAUAUUUUUGCGAUGAAGCUACCCAUGGUGUUUGUUCGAUACUUUGGUGUUGGAGGCAACUAUUCCUUCUUGAAAAUGGUUCACAGACGGUCCUAUGGAGACAAUAAAUUUACGGACCUUGAUGCCGCGGAAUGCUUGGCUAGCACAUUGGGCCCAUCUGUAGAGGAGUGCAAGACGAAAACUGCCGAUGGUGAGGAGUACCCAGCGUCAUUGAAGAAUGAGCGUGUUCACGCCAACUACGAGCACAUGGCAAGCUACUACCGGGACGGCACAUCUGUUGCUCGCUGGAACAAGUCCGUUGAGACCAUUGCCGCUCUCCACAGUAUUGCCCAAGGAAAGGAGAUUCGACGAACCAGCAGCGGAGCGGGUGUCUUUGAUGACGGACCGAAAGGUGUUCUCAAAGCUUACUCGACCAUCAUCUGGGGCAAGAAAGAUAUUGCGCUCGAGCAACAGUUGUGUCUGGAUGGAAUCUCUGAUUACCUUGUUCAGAAGAGCCAGGUUGUUGUGCUUCCUAGAGCUCGUCAUUUCACCCCGUUGGAGGAGGAGAGUCGCAUGGCUUUGGAGAAGGCUGCGGAGUGGGCUGCUAAGGGUGAAAAGGAAGACAUUGGCGCUGUCAUCGAGGCAAGCUACCCUGGCGCUGUGGUGACAUUUCGAAAGUGA